This is a messenger RNA of Hippopotamus amphibius kiboko, 687 nucleotides long. Its product is annotated as U6 snRNA-associated Sm-like protein LSm3. Gene Ontology annotation, molecular function: RNA binding. Bases 64 to 372 code for a protein of 102 amino acids. The record is from RefSeq and is a predicted model, not a curated record. Gene Ontology annotation, cellular component: Lsm1-7-Pat1 complex; U6 snRNP; P-body. Gene Ontology annotation, biological process: P-body assembly; mRNA splicing, via spliceosome. The transcript has a single exon. Lineage: Eukaryota; Metazoa; Chordata; Mammalia; Artiodactyla; Hippopotamidae.
AAAGACCUGAGGGUUGAGGAUGUUUGUGUUCGUGAGAUCAGAAAUCAAGAGGGGGAUUGAGAGAUGGCGGACGACGUAGACCAGCAACAAACCACCAACACUGUAGAAGAGCCCCUGGAUCUCAUCAGGCUCAGCCUGGAUGAACGAAUCUAUGUGAAAAUGAGAAACGACAGAGAGCUUCGAGGCAGGUUACAUGCUUAUGAUCAACAUUUAAAUAUGAUAUUGGGAGAUGUGGAAGAAACUGUGACAACUAUAGAAACUGAUGAAGAAACAUAUGAAGAGAUAUAUAAAUCAACAAAACGGAAUAUUCCGAUGCUCUUUGUCCGGGGAGACGGUGUUGUGCUAGUUGCCCCGCCCUUGAGAGUUGGCUGAAACAAAAAAUUUAUCCUGUGUGGAAAAUAGAUUUUGUAUGAUUGCCUCUUUAAAUGUAGAAGAUAUUCAAAAGAGAAACCGGCGUACAUUUUGAUACUAAGAAAUAACCAAGAUUUCUUCCACACCUGAAAUAAGUUGAUUUGCAGAUAACUCACAAAUUCUUAAGCUAAAUGGCAUUUUUAUUUUUCUCCAACCCUUCCAAUAAAUGUGAUCACCAAGAUGCAGAACUUUUUCAGGAGUUGAUUUGCUCCAUUGUUUUUUUCGGACAAUUUCUGGGUUUCUUUUUUUACAUUAAAUUUGAUGUUUCCUUUUUUG